Molecule: messenger RNA, 2231 nt
Organism: Amoebophrya sp. A25
Lineage: Eukaryota; Dinophyceae; Syndiniales; Amoebophryaceae
Source: the annotation of a GenBank genome assembly
UCCCUUCUUGAUGCUGACUCGAAAGCUUUGCAAGACAUCAAAACGCAGCUGAAGGGACCCGUGAAAGACAUCUACCUGCCUGAUCUGAUAGCUAAAGGACGCAAAACAGCGCAAUAUCAUUAUUGGUGGUACGUUUUGCCGAAUACAAGACGAUUAUGACGAGACAUGCUCUCAGGUUUUUCAGGGAAGUGAUCUUAUUUACCUCUACUUUCUCGACAAUGAAGUCGAACUCGAAGCUGCGCGUGUAAUUUCAUCAUCGAUACUUUUCGUUCUUCUACUAGUACUAGUCGUAUUUGAAAUUCAACAUCAUCAUCAAAAAGUAGUCAGUCCGAUCUCCUCAGUUACCUGAGGAAUCCACACCUUAUGAUCGUCGAGCUCUAUCAAAGCCAAAAGGUGGUCCUCAUCUAGUUCUAAUCCACGGUAGAAGCGACCCUUUGAAGACUUACGUGACGGAGACGACUGCAAGAGAGUUGAUGGAAGACGCUGACGCACAAGCUGUGAUGAAAGACGUUCUUGAAACUAUUGCGAAGUUAUUUCAGACCAAAGCAAUUGUACGUGGUAGUGGUACGGAUCCCGGUGAAGAUAUCUUGCCCCGUGUAGAUCACCCCCGCAUUCGGUACUCGUGUGAUUUCUGGGACAAAAAACCCUACACACCCUCGUGGAUGAGGAACUUCUGCGCGAACAUGUUGGGAGCCUACAUUUAGAGGAGCGCAAAUCGGUCGUAAAAGGGAAUACGAGCACCAGAGUUGUGGUAAUUUUCCAUGAUCCAGGUGUGGGGUCGUGGCUACUUCUAGAAGAGAGUAGCAAGGGAAAAAAUUAUGUUUAAUUCUUGAUUAAUUUGGGAUGGAACAGGAUGAAGUGUACGAAUAUUUUUCGUACUACUUGGGUGGAAGCGUACUAGGAACAGCUGAAUGAGAAAUCUUCUUGGACUUGAUAAGGUGACUUAGGUUCGAGAGAGAUCAACUUUUGACAUUCUACGUUGUAUUUUGACUGUCUACGUAUUUUACUGGCACACACGCCGGAUGAAAGGGAUGGAAGAUAAUUACAGAACAAACAUUAGAUUGACAACGUCGCUUUACGAAAUCGAAUAUGAUGAAAUUACAAUUCGUGUUGAAUGAAAUUGGAAAAAUAAUGUAAAAACCGUAACUGUUAUUUGAAAAAUCGUACAAGUAGUUGUACUAGCAGAAGUUGCUAACCGUGCCCGUCGUCCGCCUACUUCCUGCUCAUACUUUUUGUAAUAUUAUAAAUACAAGAUAGACCUGAGGAGCAAGAGCAUUUCUUUGGAUGAUAGUGAUCCAUAUUUUUCUUGCCUACAACGGAGUCGGAGGAGGUGGAAGCUGCAACAUCAAGCGCAAGAGUCGCGAAUGUACCACCACCGUCACAAGGUCGGAUGAUCGUCUUCACAUCACAUCUCAGCAAGAAGGGCACAGCAUUGACAUUUUUUUACAGGUUAUAUAUUGAUUCCCGCCACUUUAUUUCUAGGUCUCUGUCUGUCGUACUUGUUCUGUGUUGAAAAGAACAGCAUGUCGCGCCUGCAUGCUCAUGUGGGGAAAAAAAUGGUCUCGCGGCCGUCUUCACGACACACUGUUUCGAAACUAUCUUGUCUCGCCAGGAGGAGUGGUAAAGGAUUUUGGCCAACAUGUUGGUGCAUGAUGACGCCGAUGAUGAUGAUGUAAAGAGAGAUCUGUGGGCAUGCUCAGCUGUGAGUUUAUUGAUAUAAUUGAGACACCGCAUUCACUCUGUUCUUGAGAAAAUAUACAACCUAGCGUAUCGUGGCCAUCUUGGAUUUAACCCGAUACUUAUGGGACGUGAAGAUAUGUCCUUCUCCUUGUACUUAGAUACCUCCUGUAUCCAAUGCUGAAUUUUGCAAUUUUUGCAGCUAGACGAGUGAGUAGCAAACAAGUUCUUCAAUUUGUCGUUGUGCAAUAUUUAUAAGACUUAAAUUCUAGUAAGGCUCUCGAGAUUAUAAGAUUAAAAAAAGCCAGAGGACGCAGAGCUUGAAGAGUACCUCGUUUGAUUGAUUGCACCCCUUUCCCCGAUCUAUGAUGUUGAUCCACUUUCAUUCUCUUUGGCGAGCAGACGCACCCGCUUCCGCAGCCUAGAAAGCCGGAUAAUUUCACGGAGCCAAAGCCAGCUGGAUUUGUUCCGAAAAACUCGCAACUCGGUUAGCAAGUCCUUCGACUUUACCACAACAUGAUGUGACGAUAUUUUUCAUGAACAACAAAAUUUUU